This is a messenger RNA of Colletotrichum costaricense, 201 nucleotides long. RefSeq lists its product as uncharacterized. The record is from RefSeq and is a predicted model, not a curated record. NCBI's taxonomy places the organism in Eukaryota, Fungi, Ascomycota, Sordariomycetes, Glomerellales, Glomerellaceae. The transcript has a single exon. The coding region runs from base 1 to 201 and encodes 66 amino acids.
AUGAUGCCGGAGGGCCUUGUAGGUAACAGUGGGUGGUGGCACGUCACGGACGAGGGAGCGGCGUGGGCGGCGGAGCUGGCGGGCGAUGAAGACGAGGGAAAGGACGACGGGACAGAGGGCAGCACAAGCUCGCUCGGUGCCAAAGUUGAGAUGGUUCGCUUCAGGAUGAGUAUGUUUGAUGAACAAGUAGAAGAGGAAUAA